UGACAGCGGGACUUUUACCCGGAAAACACUGUCACUGUCUGUGACUGUGAGUCGUCGGUAGCUAAAGGUCCGUACACUGGACUUUGAGUGUGUUUUUACCUGAAUUCUCCUGAGAACAACAUCGUGUUGAAACCUGCACGAACCGAAGGGUGAUGUUGAGGAGUGUGUUCAGGAGCCUGAGGUCCAACACUGUCUCUGCCCGGAGAAGCAUGGCCCAAAGCAGCCUGGCUGGAAAGGUGGCCAUCGUCACUGCCUCCACAGAUGGAAUUGGUCUGGCCGCCGCUGAGGCUCUGGGAAAGCGAGGCGCCCAUGUGGUGGUGAGCAGCCGGCGACAGGCCAACGUGGACAAGGCCGUGGCGCUGCUGCAGAGCCAGAGCAUCCAAGUGACGGGCACCACCUGUAACGUGGGCAAAGGAGAGGACAGAGAGAAACUGGUUCAAACGACUCUGGAGAAGUGCGGGGGAAUCGACAUCCUGGUGUCCAACGCAGCGGUCAACCCUUUCUUCGGAAACAUCAUGGACUCCACAGAGGACGUCUGGGACAAGAUCCUGUCUGUAAAUGUGAAGUCGGCCUUUCUCAUGACCAAGCUGGUGGCGCCUCACAUGGAGAAAAGGGGAGGUGGAAAUGUAGUGUUUGUGUCGUCGGUGGCUGGAUACCAACCAAUGCAGGCGCUGGGUCCGUACAGCGUCAGUAAAACAGCCUUGUUGGGUCUGACCCGGGCGCUGGCCCCCGAGCUGGCUCAGAGCAACAUAAGAGUGAACUGCGUGGCCCCUGGAGUCAUCAGGACCCGCUUCAGCUCUGCGUUGUGGGAAAAUGACGACAUGAUGGACGAGUUCAAGAAGCAGCUCAGCAUCAAAAGACUCGGCGAGCCUGCAGAAAUUGGCAGCGUGAUCGCGUUCCUGUGCUCGGACGAGGCUUCCUACAUCACUGGAGAGACGGUCACGGUGACGGGGGGGAUGGGCUGUCGACUCUGAGCCCCCAGCGGCGACAACACAAACGUGCACUUGAUUCUUGUUUGUCUGUGUUGAUUAUGUUUGUUUGUGUAUUUGAUUACUGCCAGAACACGGCCACAUCAACCUCUUAUGGGAGAUUCUGCAUUGUUUUCUUAAUGUUCUGUGAUUAAGAUUCCUAAUCAAGAUGUGAGUUUAAACAAAUGGCGUCAUGAGCUGCAACAUUAA
Messenger RNA from Platichthys flesus (European flounder), 1178 nucleotides. RefSeq names its product dehydrogenase/reductase (SDR family) member 4 (gene dhrs4). The record is from RefSeq and is a predicted model, not a curated record. The coding region runs from base 153 to 974 and encodes 273 amino acids. The transcript is spliced from 9 exons. NCBI's taxonomy places the organism in Eukaryota, Metazoa, Chordata, Actinopteri, Pleuronectiformes, Pleuronectidae. Gene Ontology annotation, molecular function: carbonyl reductase (NADPH) activity.